Cuscuta campestris is the source of this 1791-nucleotide messenger RNA. Lineage: Eukaryota; Viridiplantae; Streptophyta; Magnoliopsida; Solanales; Convolvulaceae. The record is from the annotation of a GenBank genome assembly.
UAAAACAGCGUAUGAAAUUAUUGAGACGUCUCCCAGGAAGAAUGCCAAUCAAUCUUUAUCGGUAGUUCUCAGAAUUGCGGAUUUGAAUGCUAUUAAUAGUACGCUUAAACGAUCGAUAACGCGGAUUGAGGGCGACCGGAGAGAGCUGGCGGCUAUGGGCGGAGUGAAGCUGGCGGCUCUGGUGCUUCUCACGGUGCUGUCAAUUUCAUCGGCGGCAGAGAAAUUUUGGAAAUCCGGACGACUUUCUUCUUCUUCUCCGUCUUCUAUUGUCCUCCCACUGCACGGCGAUGUUUAUCCCAAUGGCUAUUAUUUUGCUCAAGUCUUUGUAGGGAGGCCGCCGAAGCCCUAUUUUCUUGAUCCCGACACUGGCAGUGAUCUCACGUGGCUUCAGUGUGAUGCUCCCUGUAGUCGUUGCAUGAAGACGCUUCACCCGCUAUACAAGCCCAAUAAUGACCUUGUCGGUUGUAAAGACCCUCUCUGCACGUCAUUGCAGUCAAGUGAACACAAAUGUGAGACUCUAGAACAAUGUGACUAUGAGGUUCAGUAUGCAGAUGGUGCUUCUACCCUCGGCGUCCUGCUUACGGAUUCUUUUUCCUUCCAUCUCACCAACGGGAUUGAGAUUGAACCUACUCUAGCUAUUGGAUGUGGAUAUGACCAGGUAGCUGGUCACUCUUACCAUCCUGUAGAUGGAGUACUUGGACUAGGGAAAGGACCCACCAGCAUUUUGUCACAGCUUAAGAAAAUGGGUCUGGUGCGUAAUGUUGUUGGCCAUUGCUUGAGUGGGAAAGGAGGAUAUCUCUUCUUUGGCGAUCAAGUCUAUGAUGCUUCACAAGUAGUUUGGGCUCCAAUGUUGCGUGAUUACCAGAAGCACUACUCGCCAGGAUAUGCAGAGCUGAUUUUUUAUGGUAUUCGUACAGAGUUUAAGAAUUUUCGUGUGAUCUUUGACAGUGGGAGUUCUUAUACCUAUCUGCAUUUUGAGCCAUACCAAGCUUUAGUUUCUUUGGUGGAGAAAGGACUAAGUAGCAAGCCCUUGAGAAGAGCGGACGAUGACGAUACUCUCCCACUGUGCUGGAAGGGAAAGAAGCCUUUCAAAAGUGUACAGGAUGUCAAGCAAUAUUUCAAACCUUUUGCACUGAACUUUGCCAAUGGACGAAAGGCCAAAUCUCAAUUUGAAAUCUCCCCGGAAUCAUAUCUUAUCAUAUCAUCGAAAGGCAGUGUGUGUUUGGGGGUGCUAAACGGUACCGAAGCAGGUCUAGAUGAUAUUAACAUAAUCGGAGAUAUAUCAAUGCAAGAUAAAAUGGUGAUUUAUGACAAUGAGAAGAAUUCAAUAGGAUGGAUCCCUGCAAAGUGUGUUCAGCCAUCAAAAUCAACCAAUUCUGAGAUCCCUCAAUUUCAGAAUCAAGCUACACAUCAAGAACUUUAGGAAUUGUGGUUUCAUAGAACAUUCAGCAGCAAACCUCCUGCCUGGCAAUCGAAAGGCAAUUCUUUUCCUCUGCUCAAUCUUCAGUUUUCCACCUUUUUUAAACUCGGCCCUUUUGUAUCAGGUCUAAUGGGCAACUCCUUGCUUCAAUUUACCAGUGAUGGAAUAUGUAUAUGAUACCAUGGGGUUGCUAUUAGAAUGGUCAUCUUCUACAUGAAUAAGACUCAACUUUUGUUGGGUAUGAUCACUGUCUUUCCAUUGGUAUAUGUUGUAAAGAUGAAUCAUUUCCUUUUUUUUAUUAUUCCCUUCCCUUUCAAAUUUUGUAGUUCCUCUUGUAUUUGCAUGAGUCUUAAGAAAAAGCAAGGUGAAAG